Budorcas taxicolor (takin) is the source of this 927-nucleotide messenger RNA. RefSeq names its product palmitoyltransferase ZDHHC3-like. Gene Ontology annotation, molecular function: protein-cysteine S-palmitoyltransferase activity. The record is from RefSeq and is a predicted model, not a curated record. Bases 1 to 927 code for a protein of 308 amino acids. NCBI's taxonomy places the organism in Eukaryota, Metazoa, Chordata, Mammalia, Artiodactyla, Bovidae. Gene Ontology annotation, cellular component: endoplasmic reticulum; Golgi apparatus. The transcript has 2 exons. Gene Ontology annotation, biological process: peptidyl-L-cysteine S-palmitoylation; protein targeting to membrane.
AUGCCCGCAGCCGGCACCUCCGCCUCCUCCGAGGUCCAACGCCCCAUUCGCCCCAAACAAAACAGUCACCGCCGGGAAGGGGCUUUCCCGGGCCGAGCCAGGCAGAGCGCGGGAGGGGAGGGCGGAGCCGCAGGCACUCAGGGGCCAGCCGCCCUGGCCCCGCGGAGCCCGGCCGCCGCGCCGCGCGUGUGGUUCGUGCCCGACGCCCUGGGCAUCGUGUGCGCCUCGGCCACGUGGGCGCUGACGCUGAGCGAGGGCGCGCUGCUGCUGAGCGCCUGGCUGCUCCCGGCGCAGCAGCCGGCCUACAGCGCGGUGCACGGCUCGCUCUUCCACCUGCUGGCCUCCCUGGCCCUGGCCUCCCACGCGCGGACCAUGUUCACCGACCCCGGCGCCCUGCCCGCGGGCGCCCCGCCCGCACCCGGCCUGGCGGGCUGCUGCCCGCUCUGCGGCGCCGUCCGGCCGCCGGGCGCGCACCACUGCGGAGUGUGCCAGCGCUGCAUCCGCAAGGCGCACCACCACUGCCCGUGGGUCAACAACUGCGUGGGCGAGGACAACCGCAAGUUCUUCGUGCUCUUCACGCUCUACACGGCGCUGGGCGCGCUGCACGUGGUGCUCCUGCUCUCCGUGCCGGCCCUGCGCGCCUACGCGCGCGGCGAGUGGGACCUGCGGGCGCCCGUGCGCCUGCGGGCCUCGCUCCUCUUCCUCUUCAUGGUGGCGCUGAACGGCUUCCUCUUCGCCGGCCUGAUGUUCACGAUCCAAAUGCACAGCAUCCUCACCGACCCGCAGAGUCAGCCGGGCGAGCCGGGCCAGGCGUCCGCGUGGACGAACCUGAAGGCAGUCCUGGGCCCGCGCCCCUCCCCGGCCUGGAUCAGCCCCUUCGCCUCCGCGGGACCUAGGGCCGCCAGCGGGCCCCAGGCUGUGGUCUGA